Molecule: messenger RNA, 468 nt
Organism: Plectropomus leopardus (leopard coralgrouper)
Lineage: Eukaryota; Metazoa; Chordata; Actinopteri; Perciformes; Serranidae
Source: RefSeq, a predicted model, not a curated record
CUCAAAGUAUUACCAUUUAUCUUUCAAACAAACUGAGUACUCUGAUGUGUCCUCAGGUCCAACUCUCCACAAUUCCUCCUGAACCUGUCAUCCCCUCUAAGAAGCCCUUCAAAGUGGAGCUGGUUGGUGGAAAGCGUUACGCGUGGUGCACUUGCGGACACAGCAAAAAACAGCCUUUCUGCGAUGGAGCCCACAAAACCAAAGCCAAAGGCCUGUCCCCGCUACGCUUUGUCCCAGAGAAAGACGCCACAGUUUGGUUGUGUGGUUGUAAGUACACAAACAACCCACCAUACUGCGACGGCACACACAAGCAGGACUUCAUUGUAUCUGCCCCGCUGCACGACCCGGCCGACCCUUGAUAAGGAAGGUAGUCUCUGAAGUGAGCAUUAAUGCUGCUAUUGAGUUCACUUCUCUGUAAAUCAGUGCACUCAAGAAAGCAGCACAAACUGAUCAAUCAUGACAAUUGUU